Messenger RNA from Pseudovirgaria hyperparasitica, 1569 nucleotides. RefSeq lists its product as uncharacterized. Bases 1 to 1569 code for a protein of 522 amino acids. NCBI's taxonomy places the organism in Eukaryota, Fungi, Ascomycota, Dothideomycetes, Acrospermales, Acrospermaceae. The transcript has 2 exons. The record is from RefSeq and is a predicted model, not a curated record.
AUGCAGAACGACGAAUACGCCGAUUCCUCGCCAGGGGCAGACUCCCUCACUCCUUCGACGAAACGCAAACGAGCCUCCGCUGCCACCACAUCCUCGUCGUCUCGUGGCGUUGCAAAUCUCACGCCAGAGCAGUUGCAGCGGAAACGUGCCAACGACCGUGAGGCUCAACGCGCCAUCCGCGAGAGAACAAAACAGCAGAUUGAUAGACUGAACGAAAGGAUACGCGAGCUGGAAUCGCAGCAGCCUUACAAUGAUCUCCAGGUGGUCGUACGCCAGAAAGAGGCCAUACACGCCGAGAAUGAUGAGAUCAAACGACGCCUCGCCUCUGUCAUAGCCAUCAUUCAGCCAUUGCUAGGGAACCAGAGUCUCCAUGAUCUAGCAGCUGCCGCCGAAAGAAACUCACUACCUGCUGCUCAGGCACCUGUACCUCUUCCUCCUAACGGAACCGUCUCGAAACCGCCGUACGGCGAAGAUGCCAUUGUGAGGAACAAUCCAGGUUCACAAGAGCAUUCACUGGAACAUGUGUUGGGUAAUAACCCGCCACCACAAGUACAGAACAAUGGUCAGUGGUCAUCUACCGCGGCUAUGAAUGGUAGCGGCGAAUCAAGAGGUUGGCAGCAGACGCUUCCACAACCAAGUGAACGCCCUCCUGCUCAGUAUAGUCAGGACGAGAGACUGGGUGUCAAAUUUCUACUGGAGAGCAACCAGCAAGCGAAGCUAGACAUGGCCUCUGCCCCGACUCGAGGUACAACCACCACAGCUGCUGCUCAGGUUGUCGUCGCCGCAGACUACAAUGGCAGACAACCACCCCCAUACGCCAUGCUCCCAAACAUGCUAGAAGCGACGUGUCCCCUAGAUGGCUUGAUGCUUGACUUCAUGGCCGAACGGCGUGGACUAGCAGCCAGAGGCACACCAAUGAGGCUGCUAACCGGCCCGGCACAGCCAAACUUUGCUCCUCUUCUCUAUCCGGACCGCGACAUCGAGACACACCCACUGUCUAGAGUCUUCGCAGAUAUACUAAGAACAUUUCCAGACAUCUCCACCUUGCCGGAGCAAGUCGCCACGAUCUACGUCAUGUUCUCUGUCAUGCGUUGGGAGUUGGAUCCGACUCAAGAGAACUACGAUCGUCUUCCCGACUGGAUGACACCUAGGCCCAGUCAGCUCUUUACGCCGCACCCCUCGUGGAUGGACCAUCUGCCAUGGCCCAAGCUACGCGACAAAAUGGUAUCUCAAUCUCCCCACCAGCCCUUUGACACUUUCUUCAUCCCUUUCACAACCACGAUCUCUCUCAAUUGGCCAUACGAUCCUCGCGAAUGCCUCAUUCCAGCACCGCCUAGCGCUCGAGAAAGCUUCUCGUCUAGCAUCGUCUCUGGCGCAUCGCCGUACUCGCCAGCAACUCAGUCCACACGAUCACUCAACACCCCCAUUCUCAAGUCGCCCGUCUCGGAUGAGGUGUGGAUCAUCAGUCCCGCAUUCGAGAAUCAUCUCAUGAAACUAGGAAACUGGAGUCUGGGGCCUGCAUUCGCCACGGCGCUGCCGCAUCUAGCAGACUGCGUCAAGAUCAAGUGA